UCUGAAAUGAUAGUAUUGGAAACAACAGCUAAUCAUGAAACAUGUGCAAUUGAUUUUUGUCAUUGACAAUACAAUCUGAUCAAGUUAACGAGUAAAGUUGGUAAAACAAUUGAUUUUACUUUAUACAUUUAUGCAUUUGUGUUCAUAUUUUUUGGUAAAUAGCUUUUUUGGUUAAAAUGAAACUGUAAAUGUUCAAAACGUUACAUUUCUAGUGUUAUUAGGAAUCAUGGAUUUAAGUGAUCUUCUUGGUUACAGUCCACAAUGUGCAACACCAACGAUCUUUGGAGCAAACUUUGAGUUUAGCGAGUCAACUCAAGGCCAUCAAUCUUCAAUCACAUCAAGUGAUCACAUUAAAAUGAAUGUUUUCCAAGCUCUCUCACCCAGUGAAGAUACCAUCAAAAGUUACCUGAUUAACGAGGAUGACUCUUCAAGUUUACCUAAACAAUCGUGCAUGUCUGACGAUGGUUGCUCUACUUUACUCAAUUCAAUGUCCAAUGGAUUUUACGCUGAAGGAACGGGUCAAAAUCUUUACGAAUCAAAUGCACAACAAACAAAUUCAACUCCAACUUUCAAUUCCAACAAUGACAACUUUCUUAGUUUACCAGCUCUGGCUUAUUACAACAGUGACCAUCAAACAUAUCAACGUGAAGUGACCGAAGAGUAUGCACAUCGUAAGGCAAGUUUCAUGUAUCUAUUGAGACGAGGAUACAAGUUGAUGAUUAGAUUGAAUACAAACAAUUCGGAAACUCUUGAACCAUGGAAUCGAUCUGUUGCCCAGAAAUUAAUGUCUGUCCAAUUUACACCGCUAAGCUUACGAACUGAAUAUUUGUCCACUCAACAUUCUCUGGACCAGUUUGAAACUUUGGUUCUCAAUGAGGCAACUGAAGCUUUCAAAGUGACAAAAGGCUUUAAAUUGGGUUCAUCGUUGAUCGACAAGAUUGCUAAUCCAACUCCAGCUCAGCUUGUUUCAACAUGCAACAAAAUCAAAGGCUACAGAAAACUGGUAAACUGUGAUAAAAUUAGUUUACUCAUCAAUGGAUUUUAUGAAAUGAAUUUAAUCAGAGGUAUUGUUGGUUAUAAUCGAUUAACCGAUGGAUGGCAAAGCUCAGAGACCAACUUUGCAUUUGAUAGACGCGAUGUUUUCCUGUUUAGUCAAUCAUUACACAACGAUUUUGUUCAUAUUAUUGAAUCUUUUCCUGAUAAAUGGAGAAAUGAUCAAAAGGCUUUGGCUCUCAUCUAUUUAAUCGUCAUUUUCAAUGCAGAACUACGAGGACUGAAACACUUCGAACCCAUCAGACACGAACAAUACGUUUACAUCUAUUUACUUGAACGUUACUUGAAAUCAAUAAGUCAAUCGACCUGUGAAGCCUCAGAUGAUCAUUACAGAAUAAUGGUCAAGAUUCAACAAGUAAGAGGCAUGAGGGGAUUUUUGAAACAACUGAUUGAUACAGUAUCAAUUGAUUAUUCAAAUUCAUUGCGAUUCUUCAUUACCAAUGCAGUUAAUAAUAAAAUUUCAUGACGAAAAUCUGUAACGAUCUAUCACUAUUGUAAAAAUUCUCACCCUAACUUCAUUUACAUUUUAUUCAACUUUGGUAGACUUUUUAAGUCAAAUUUUAUGCCUAAUACUGUUCAACACAUUUUACACUCAACUUUUGAUUGACUCAAUUUUAAUGGUAUUUAGCAUUGUGCUUUUGAUUUCCAUGUUCGAUUUCUGUUGGAUCAAAUUUCAUUGAUAUCGAAAUGUAAACUACUCCAAAUGAUCGAAUGCAAAGCAAAUAAAAAGUUUGUUUGUUUAAAAUUUUCUCAAUCACAA
Tetranychus urticae (two-spotted spider mite) is the source of this 1813-nucleotide messenger RNA. RefSeq lists its product as uncharacterized. Gene Ontology annotation, biological process: negative regulation of transcription by RNA polymerase II; cell differentiation; positive regulation of transcription by RNA polymerase II. The record is from RefSeq and is a predicted model, not a curated record. NCBI's taxonomy places the organism in Eukaryota, Metazoa, Arthropoda, Arachnida, Trombidiformes, Tetranychidae. Gene Ontology annotation, molecular function: RNA polymerase II cis-regulatory region sequence-specific DNA binding; nuclear receptor activity.